Molecule: messenger RNA, 525 nt
Organism: Malassezia vespertilionis
Lineage: Eukaryota; Fungi; Basidiomycota; Malasseziomycetes; Malasseziales; Malasseziaceae
Exons: 1
Coding region: 1-525 (174 amino acids)
Biological process (GO): protein import into nucleus
Cellular component (GO): nucleus
Molecular function (GO): guanyl-nucleotide exchange factor activity; small GTPase binding
Source: RefSeq, a predicted model, not a curated record
AUGGCGCCGAUCCGCGCGCUGUUUGGCAAUGCUGUCACGAUGGCACUCGAGGGAAACUUUAUGGACGCGAGCGAGCUCAGGCAGGUGCCGGAUAACCAGGAAGUGCUGCUGGGUCAGGACAGCAACGUGAGUGUGAUUCUCGAGGUCUUGCAGCAAGUGGAGCCGGGCACGUCGCCCGACGACAUGGACAGGGCCGUGCGCUACCAUUUUGAUUCGAUCGCAAAUGAUAACGACGCGACGGACGUGCACGUUACAUGGGUCGAUGUUGCUGCUGGGGAUGCACCUGCAGGGAAGACCCCACAACCUGCGCUGUUGCAGGGUACGCAGCGCGUGAAGAAGUUUGGCAAGCCGGCGGACAAUGAUCUCGUACACAUUUGGGUGGCAGUAUGGCGCCUGCCAUCCAAGAAGGUCGAUUUGGCACUCUCGCUUAAUGAACCUUCCGAUGCGGACACUGACGCGAUUGCGCAGCGGUUUCGUGCAUCGGCUGGAUCGCUGCGUAUAGUAAACUGGGAUCUAUUUGCAUAG